AUGUUUCACAGACGCAGCAGCUUGGGUGGUAGGAAAGUGUCUCCGCCUCAACCAACUUGCAUGACUGCUGAACAGAAAUUGACUUAUCUCGAGAACCUCCGGAACAACCGUCCUGCUCGACCGACCGGUUCCCGCCCACCCCCGUUCCCAUCCAAAGCCCACGGCUCGAUAAGUUCUCAGACGGCCCUGUCACAUUCCGACUCUGUCCCAAGCCUCGCCUCUCUCGACAGUGACCACCAGCAAGAUGGAAACCCCGCCGGAGACGAGCAUCAUCCUACAGUACACAAAUCAGUGUCCUUUUCCUCCAUCCCGUCCUCCCUUAGAGGUCGGCCGCUCGCACAACCUCCCGGGAGUGAACUACCGAUAGUAAAAGGCAGGAAGGUGUCUCCUACAGCAAUUGUGCAGGUGCUUCAAUCAUCAGAUGAAGGUAUAUACAUGGACUCAACAACCCGGGCGCUAGAGAAGGAGGAGGCCCAUAAUCUACGAGAAGCAUUGGAAUUCAUUGACCAGAAGGAUGACGAAAAGAGGAUCUACGAGGCGGCCCAAGAUGAAGCAGCUGAUUUGGUCUGGAAACACCAACACCCGAAAGCUGCAGAGGAGGAAAAGUCUGCCGCAUAUCGCAACCCUGAACUGAAGUCCCAAGCGAGAAGACAAAGCAAUGGCCAACGACAACCCAGUGGCUCCCGAAAGGUCUCAUUUCCCAACCCCGAAAGCCGGAUAUACGAGGAACCGGAAUUCAAAGAGGGGACUGUUGCAGAAUCUGUCAAGUCUCCAAGUACCACGCUGCCACUGAGAGCAAAGUCCAGAAAUACUCUUCCCUGGCUCAGGAAAAAGCCAUCGAACAAGCCAGACAAAAGUCCCCUUCCAGACAUUCCCAGGGUCGAUCGAGUUGAAAUCCACAAAAACAUUCCUACCCAGUCACACAAUGCAGGCUAUACAGCUAAUACUCCUCCACGAGGGCCAUCCAUCGAUGUCAUCGAAGAGGUGGAUACACCCAAAUCGACCGGUACCUUGGAAAUUCGGAGUGAAGAGAUCCGAGCAGCAACCAGCAUGAAGAGGAAGGAUAGGAGUCCCAACCUCCCGACGCCGACAGCCGUCAGCGACCAUCUGGGUCGACCCAUCGUCAGCUUCGAUCGAUCUUGGAAGCCCUCGAAUGACUCGCCCAGGGCAAGUCUAGAUAUGGGUAAACCGGUCAUCAAACUAACUGCCAGUGGGUCUCCUACAACGGCCAAAUUGGGUGAGAGACCCUUGCCUAGACCCGGUCGCGAUGUCCCUGAAGUGACUGUUUCCGCUCCUGUUAUUCCCACGAUCAAUCUUCCUGAUGAGACGCCACGCCAAAGACCCAGUAUAGCGAUACCAGAUCUUACCGUGUCUGCUCCAGCCGUACCGACAAUCAGUCUUCCCGAUGAUGGGCCAGGAAUUCCAACCAUCAGCAUCAACGACGAGUCAAGUCAGUCACCUGUGACGACAACCAGCAUAGCUGGUGAAACCAAACCACCUACGAGGCCCCUACCUCAGCCAUUCGCGGCGUCCCCACCCAAACCUGCACCACAGAAGAGCCUGUCGAGCCGUUUGCCCUGGCUUUCUCGACACUCACUGCCAACGGUAUCAUGUUCGAGCUGCGCACUUCCAAUCUCUGGCCGCAUCGUUACCGCGUCCGGCUCCAGUACCAGCAACCUCAAAGGCCGCUUCCAUCCCGAAUGCUUUUCCUGCCACCACUGUUCAACGCUGCUGGAAUGCGUGUCCUUCUACCCAGAACCGGACCAGAAACGUGCAGAGCGCCUGGAAAGUCUAGGCAUCGAUCCCAAUUCCGCAGACGCGGCCAACGACCCUCUGCGGUUCUACUGCCACCUCGACUUCCACGAGUUUUUCUCCCCCCGCUGUCGCUCGUGCAAGACCCCCAUUGAAGGCGAAGUCAUUGUCGCAGCCGGCGCGGAGUGGCAUGUCGGACAUUUCUUCUGCGCCGAGUGUGGCGACCCGUUCGACAGCACGACCCCGUUCGUGGAGCGCGACAACUACGCAUACUGUGUCUCUUGCCACACCAAGCGCACCUCGGCACGCUGCAGGGAGUGUAAGCAGCAGAUCUUGGACGAGUUGACCGUCGAAGCCCUGGGCGGCAAAUACCAUGAACGUUGCUUCGUCUGUUUCGAGUGCGGAGGCGGCUUUGGCGACGAAGGACGCUUCUUCAUCCGCGACGUCGAGGUCGCCCCCACGGAGAAGGAGAUGCGGAAAGGCAUCAUGCGCAAGCUUGAGGAGAAGGCUGUCUGCGGGCCUUGCGAGGAGAAGCGGCUGAAAGCCUAG
Molecule: messenger RNA, 2301 nt
Organism: Capronia coronata CBS 617.96
Lineage: Eukaryota; Fungi; Ascomycota; Eurotiomycetes; Chaetothyriales; Herpotrichiellaceae
Exons: 2
Coding region: 1-2301 (766 amino acids)
Source: RefSeq, a predicted model, not a curated record